Teleopsis dalmanni is the source of this 1147-nucleotide messenger RNA. Its product is annotated as protein spaetzle-like. Gene Ontology annotation, cellular component: extracellular region. The record is from RefSeq and is a predicted model, not a curated record. NCBI's taxonomy places the organism in Eukaryota, Metazoa, Arthropoda, Insecta, Diptera, Diopsidae. The coding region runs from base 146 to 1039 and encodes 297 amino acids. Gene Ontology annotation, biological process: central nervous system formation; innate immune response; regulation of Toll signaling pathway. The transcript has 5 exons. Gene Ontology annotation, molecular function: growth factor activity; Toll binding.
GGUAACAUGCUUUUUAUGUGUAUAUCGUUUUUGUGUGUGUUUGUUUCAGAUAGUUUGUCGGUCUAGUGACUUAUUACUUUCGCGGCACAUAAGAUCUUCUUAUAUAAAUCCCAAUGAAUAUAAGACUAAGAACAUAAAUAAUGUUAUGGAAGAUGAAACAGACAAUUAUCGCUUCAUUUCACAUCAGCAACAACAGCGACUACAAUCUCCAAAUCGACAAGCAUUAAACAGAUCUAAUAAUGCUAAUCUAACAAAUGUAGAUACUCUAAUAUCAAAUAUAUUUGUAACAGACAAUAGCUCGAAUGGUAUUAUAAUAUUUAAUAGAACAUUCAGUGGCUAUAAAUCACCGAGAAAUCAUGACACUCACAUUAAUCCACUUUUUGUUGAGAGAUCAACUCAGCAAAUACCGUCAUUCAAGGUGCAAAGAACAUCUGAUGGUAAAUUAGAUUUGGUUUUUAAUAAUACUUUACAUUCACAGGAACCUAUUCUGGCUCAUCCACCUCGAAGUCAGCAAGGACCAAUAAUCUUCAAAGAUCCACCCAGUAGCGAUACACCUACAUGUAAGGAUGACUUACAUGCUGCUAAGCCAUUUUGUACGGAAGUUCGCAAUUAUCCUGAUUUGAGUAAUUUCGAAUCAAAAUUAUUGGACGAAUUUUCUAAACUUCAAUUUUUCUUUUCGGAUGAACUUGUGCAACCUCAAAAUGUACAACAACGUAUAAAUAUCGGUCCAGAUGAGAGUUUCUUCUGUACUAGUGAAGAGAAAAUUAUAUUUCCAAAAGCGCAACUCUCAAAAAAUAACGAAUUAUUGUUCAUAGUAAAUGAUAAUGACAAAUUUAAGCAGGGACUACGUGUGGAGCUAUGUUCGAAUGAAGGUAGCAAAUGCAAGUAUUCCGAUUCGCUACCGAAUGGUGUGAAGGCAACCUGUAAGCAAAAUCAUAUCUAUCGUGCACUGGUAGCCAUCACUCCAAAUGGCACUGUUGUAACAGAUCAGUUCAAAGUGCCGUCCUGUUGUAAGUGUAUCCUGAAGGAAGUUCAUUAAGCUUACGCCAUGAACUCACCGCAGUUUAUGUCUACGUAACUUCGUACGAUUUUAUGAAUCACACCCACCCGCAACAGGAUGGCAGGCCAAACUGUCAAGGGAAUAUCC